GAUACCUUUCAAAUAUGUCCUUUACUGACCGACUUAAAACCUAUGUUUCUCGCUCUGUAGGGGGUGCUGUUGGCAAUUCGCUAAUCACUUCAGCAAAAACACCAGAAGCAUCUUUUUCUCAUGCAUUUGGACAGACAAAGCAAUUGGUGAAUACUCUUUUUGUUCAAAAGGAAUGGCAAUGUCCAUGUGGGCAUAAGUUUCGGGCAGCAGGUGAGUGGGUUGCAUGUGCCCCUAUUUACUGUGAGGUACCCUCAUGUCCAAACCCCAAGUAUUACAUAGACGGCCCUGGAAGAAUUCUUCUGGAGUCAAAUCCCUCUGGCAUUAGACUUGAAGAAGUUAAAAAUCGACUUGAGCCAACCAAUAGUGAUACCAAACAACCCAAAGGAGUUGCUUCUCGAUUUAAAUAGUAGUAAGUAUCAGUGUUGCACUUUGUAUCUUUUUUAUCCACUCAAGUGCAUUUUGGAUAAAUCACCGCAUAGUGAUAAAAUAUCUAAAAAGUCAAGAAGAUAAGCUUUAGUGUGUUGAAUGAGACAGGUGCGGGUGCUUGACUAAUAAUAAAAAAAAAUGAACAAUUUGAUAUGAAUGAAAAUUACAACGCGUGAACAGAUCCUCAAAAA
Phytomonas sp. Hart1 is the source of this 617-nucleotide messenger RNA. The record is from the annotation of a GenBank genome assembly. NCBI's taxonomy places the organism in Eukaryota, Euglenozoa, Kinetoplastea, Trypanosomatida, Trypanosomatidae.